AUGCUGAAAUACAGGUCUUUGCCAAUCAAGAGAGCAAUCCAUCAUCCGGCACCAGGAAUUACUCCAAUUUCUCCCCGUAUUAUGGUAAGCAGGUUGAGAGUAAUACCAUCUUUUAAUUUGAAGUUCAAUCGUUGGAACUCUUCGGUGCCAGAAAGCUCGAAAAAGGAGUUAAAAACGACAGACGGAAACCAAGAAAGUGCGAGUAAGGUCUCUCCAGUAAAAGAGAAGGAAAAAGUACCCUUUAAGGUUAAGAUGCAAAAAGCCCUUCGUCAUUAUUGGGAUGGUUCCAAACUUUUGGGGUUGGAGAUAAAAAUUUCUUCCAAAUUGCUCAUGAAGAGUGCUGCAGGCUACCCAUUGACGAGAAGAGAAAAUUUACAACUGAAAAGAACUACUCAAGAUAUCGUUCGGUUGGUUCCAUUUGCUGCUUUCCUCAUUAUACCCUUUGCUGAACUUCUUCUUCCAUUUGCAUUAAAGUUAUUCCCCAAUUUACUUCCUUCUACUUAUGAAUCAAGUAAAAAACGCGAGAAUAAACUAGAAAAUUUAAGAAACACAAGGAAGUUAAUGUCUGAAAUCAUAAAGAAUAACAAGUCCCAUUUUAAACCUAAUAAUAUUUCCGAGGAACAAAAAGCUUUGUUUAACAGGUUCUACACACAUGUCCGUGCUACAGGAGUGCCGGAGUCUCGUCAACAGCUAAUCGAAGUAGCUAGAUUAUUCACUGAUGAUACUGUAUUGGAUAAUGUGACAAGACCUUACUUGAUUGCAUUAGCGAAGUAUAUGAAUUUGCAACCAUUCGGCACUGAUGUGAUGCUACGUUACCGUAUCAGAUACAAAAUGCUUGAAUUGAAAAAAGAUGAUCUAUCUAUAUAUUACGAGGAUGCAGAACAACUCUCCCUCUCUGAAUUGAAAACAGCAUGCGCCUCCAGAGGUAUUAGAAGUGUAGACGUAGAGCCUAGCGUGUUAUAUUCGAAUCUAAGAUUGUGGCUGAACAUGAGGCUCAAGGAUAAGAUCCCAUCCACGCUGUUAAUCAUGGCUACUGCCUAUAACUACGGUAAUGUGCAAUCAAAGGAGUCAUUGUACGACGCAUUAUGUGACGUUUUAAUCGGUAUCCCUGAUGAACUAUACCAUGAGGUUAAAGUAAACGUCGUUAAGGAAGAUGAGGCAUCCGCUAAGCAAAAAUUGAAACAAUUGAGGGAGCAAGAAGAAAUUAUGAAGGAAGAAGAGCAGCAAGAAGAGAACGCCAUUGUGAGCGUCAAGGAUGAGUUGAGCUUGGACGACCAAGACAAGAACAUAGAUGCGGCUGCUCCAGACGUAAAACCGCAUGACACCAAGCCUAUCGGAGAAGCCGCUGCCAUCAAAGAGAAGUAA
Messenger RNA from Saccharomyces cerevisiae S288C, 1365 nucleotides. RefSeq names its product Ylh47p (gene YLH47). NCBI's taxonomy places the organism in Eukaryota, Fungi, Ascomycota, Saccharomycetes, Saccharomycetales, Saccharomycetaceae. The transcript has a single exon. Gene Ontology annotation, cellular component: mitochondrial membrane; mitochondrial inner membrane. The coding region runs from base 1 to 1365 and encodes 454 amino acids. Gene Ontology annotation, molecular function: ribosome binding. The record is from RefSeq and is marked reviewed.